Oryzias melastigma (Indian medaka) is the source of this 1631-nucleotide messenger RNA. Its product is annotated as GDP-L-fucose synthase. The record is from RefSeq and is a predicted model, not a curated record. The transcript has 11 exons. Gene Ontology annotation, biological process: nucleotide-sugar biosynthetic process. The coding region runs from base 340 to 1317 and encodes 325 amino acids. Lineage: Eukaryota; Metazoa; Chordata; Actinopteri; Beloniformes; Adrianichthyidae. Gene Ontology annotation, molecular function: GDP-L-fucose synthase activity.
AAAAACACCAGACGUCUUCGCGUCUGGCGGGUUCAAACCUGGUAGAGGGGACCGGCAGGGUACUCAUUGAGUAAGCUGCUUCAGACCAGUAGGUCAUCAGGUUUAUACCGUGCUGAGUACUCCUUCUGACAUCCUGGUCUGUAGUGCGCAUGCGGGGUGCCCUUGUGUUUUACGGUGACGUCACCGCGAACCUUCGACAGUACGACAUCACCGCCAGCCUUCGCCAGUCCCCUACGUGCCUUCCAGCACGAAUGCACACUACCAGGUUUGAACCAACAGACGCUUGCCGCUGAUCGGUAGUUUGUGAGUCCACGCCGGUUUCGUGUACGCUCGGAAAAGAUGAGCAGUCAGGGUCAACACACUGUCCCCAUGAGGGUAUUGGUGACAGGAGGAUCUGGUUUGGUGGGUCAGGCAAUACGUCGUGUGGUCAAAGAGGAGGGAGGAGCCAAGGAGGGAGAAGAGUGGAUAUAUCUGUCCUCUAAAGACGCCAACCUCAUAAACGCAGAGGAGACGCUGGCGGUGUUUAAGAAACAUCGGCCCACACACGUCAUCCACCUGGCUGCGAUGGUGGGAGGACUUUUUAAGAACAUGAAGUGCAACCUGGACUUUUUGAGAAACAACAUCUACAUCAACGAUAAUGUGCUGCAGGCAGCACAUGAAGUGGGUGUCGUCAAGGUGGUGUCCUGUCUGUCCACCUGCAUCUUUCCUGACAAAACUACAUAUCCUAUUGAUGAGACCAUGAUCCACAACGGGCCCCCACAUGACUCCAACUUCGGCUAUGCCUACGCAAAAAGAAUGAUCGAUGUCCACAACAGGGCUUAUUUCCAGCAGCACGGAGGCUGCUACACAGCCGUCAUUCCCACAAAUGUGUUCGGUCCUCACGACAAUUUCAGCAUCGAGGACGGCCACGUGCUUCCAGGGCUCAUACACAAAACAUACAUCGCUCAAAAAGAGGGAAAGCCUCUGACAGUCUGGGGUUCCGGUAAGCCAAGGAGACAGUUCAUCUACUCUUUGGACCUGGCUCGACUCUUCCUCUGGGUCUUGAGGGAGUACCCAGAAGUCGAUCCAAUCAUUCUUUCUGUUGGUGAGGAAGAUGAAGUUUCCAUCAAAGAGGCAGCAGAAGCAGUGGUGGAAUCGCUGGGCUUUAAAGGAGAAGUAGUGUAUGACACCAGUAAAGCUGACGGUCAGUUCAAGAAAACGGCGAGCAACGCUAAACUGUGCCGCUACCUGCCAGACUUCAAAUUCACCCCAUUCAAAGAAGCUUUAAAGGAAACCUGCGACUGGUUUGUCGCAAACUAUGAAACUGCCCGGAAGUGAGUUUUGCAGCAGUUCUUGUUCGAGGCUGAAGGAGGUUUAAGACUCCAACCGAAGACGUUUGUUUUCACGGUGACAGUGUUUCUUGCUGACGCUGCAGGAAGUGUCUUACAGAAGCAUAUUUAUUUUGGUUUCUUUCAAAUAAUCAGCUCAAUUAAGUUGUAGGUGAUGGUAACAUUUCCAAAAAACAUUUUUUUACAUUUUCAGUGGGAAAAUAGUUUGCACUGAAGUAUCUUUGUGAAAAGGCUUUGACAUGUCACUGAUUCUACAGGGCUUUUUUAUGUACACUGGCACAGAAUAAAAUAUUUUAUAUCUAA